Thunnus maccoyii (southern bluefin tuna) is the source of this 1629-nucleotide messenger RNA. RefSeq lists its product as uncharacterized. Bases 229 to 936 code for a protein of 235 amino acids. Lineage: Eukaryota; Metazoa; Chordata; Actinopteri; Scombriformes; Scombridae. The record is from RefSeq and is a predicted model, not a curated record. The transcript is spliced from 6 exons.
ACAAAGUGAGAUACAUAGGGAGAGAGGAGGGAAGUCACUGCUCUUGCUCGUCUGGUUGUAUUCCCGUUUCGAUUCUCGUUCGGGAUGUAUUAGUUGGUGCACGGGUUACACUUAAAUGGCUUAAAACAAUCCUGACUAUUUAUAAGUCCGGAGACUUUUGUCUAUCCUUGACGGCUGAACCCUUGCUGGAUUUUGAAGCUGGAAACAAGUAACGCUGGAAAUAAGAAAAUGCAUCCUACUGGCAUUUUUGUGUUAAUGUUGUGCCACUUGUCAGGAGCUAUCCCGGUUCCAGUAGAUACAGUCAUAAUUCAGGUUCAGCAGUGGGGAGUGGUGGGGGACCAGCGGGUCGUGGAGCAGGUCCUUCUCAAUGGAGUCCCUUUUAUUGGCAGAAGCAAGGAAGUCAGCAUUAUCCAGACCAUAUCACCUGAUGCAUUCCUUUCAACACUCACAAGUCUCAACCAGAUUGCAGUACUGAGAAACCACACUGUCCUUUGGUCUCGUGAGUGCAUACUGGAGGGGUCUCAGCUGCUCUGGACUGACCGUGUGCUCUAUGAUGGAGAGGUCUACCUGACUCUGGAUCACAAUGAUACCUGGACAGCCCACUUAACACAAGCACUGGCCUUCAAAGCUCUGUGGGACCAGGAAGAGCAGCACACAAGGACUGAGAGGAUCCGCCUUCAGGAGGGAUGCAUCAAGCUGAUGAGAGAAUUAAGGCUUUCUGGGGAUCAGUCAGUUCCAGGUUUUCAUUUUCCCCGGUUUCUGAUCCCAGUCUUGGCACUGCUGGCCUUUAUCGGACUUAUCAUAAUCAGCCUCUUCCUCUACAAAAAACAGGGUAUGCGGCACCCUGGAGGUGUAAUCGGCUCAGUUAUACAUUACCCUACAGACAUGGCAGAAGUGCCUCCAGAGAAAAAAGGCAGUGGGUACCAGGCAUUGUAAUUCAACACCAUGACUGAUUAACAGGUUCACAUUGCAGCUCUAUAAUUUAUGACUAAUGUUGGAUGACCACUCAGUCAACCCUCUUCCUUCUGUAUGGACAUUAUCACUCCAUGAACAUAACCAAACCAUGACUCACUGUAAUGAACCAAAUGUGUGUGGUCUAGAUUUUAGGCCACUUUAUUUUAUGCACUUUAACCUGCACAUAACACUGGUGCUUCUAUUGUUUAAUAUUCACACACACACAAACAUGUUCACUGCCUGCAGUAAUUUACAAGCUUCUUUUUGCACAAUUAAGAAUUGUGAGGGCCAACGUUUUCAUAAUUUCUUUAAUUUAUUUAAGUAAACAAUAUAGUGUUAAUGUGCAAUGGAAACAUUCUGUUCUCAGUACAAUAUUUAAUGCAAGUUAAGACUGAGAAUGUCACAAAUUGUCUCAAUCUGUAGAUAAAGCUCUUCUGAAAUCAAGCAUUUUGUUUUGUCACUGAUAGACCAAUCAGAGCGAUAGUCUGCCAAACACUAGAUUUUGUCCAGUUAUCAAAUGAGUGUGACUGAUGUGUUGUUGUUUGAUUUUUAAUACCUUCCUUAUGAAUACAUAUUUCUUUGUGAGUCAUUGUUUUGAUUGUCUUAUGUUUUUCUCUAUUGUGUGUUAAUGUAAAAUGUACAAAAAUGUUUAACUAAAGAUACUGAUAUGGCUUG